This is a messenger RNA of Solanum verrucosum, 1874 nucleotides long. Its product is annotated as putative proline-rich receptor-like protein kinase PERK6. Bases 1 to 1854 code for a protein of 617 amino acids. Lineage: Eukaryota; Viridiplantae; Streptophyta; Magnoliopsida; Solanales; Solanaceae. The record is from RefSeq and is a predicted model, not a curated record. Gene Ontology annotation, biological process: protein phosphorylation. Gene Ontology annotation, molecular function: protein kinase activity; ATP binding. The transcript is spliced from 8 exons.
AUGCUUUUGUCACAAUAUGAGGAAUCUCCACCUUCCUCCUCCUCGUCCCCACCGUCACACGAUAACUCUUCAUCCAAUAAUUCAAAUUCUAAAUCAUCUUUAUAUAACAAGGAUUCAUCACCUAUCCCGCUAUCUGGAGAUAGUUACAACUAUUCUUCUAAUGAUAACAACGACAACAAUAAUAGUAUUAAAUUGCAUACUUCAUCUAAAUUGUCGAAUUCAUCUGAAGGAGGAUCACAAUCCCCUCCACCCCCACCACCUCCACCUCCACCUCCACCUCCACCCCCACCGCCGCCUCCACCACCCCCUCCCGGCUCUCAUUCACUUACCCCUCAUGGACAUAAGUCACCACCACUACCAAAAAAUGAUAGUGACUCAUCCAACAAUAAUAAUCAUAAACCUCUUUUUAUAGGAAUUGGUGUUGCUGUUGGAUUAUUAUUACUUCUUAUGCUAGUUUUCCUCAUAUCUUUGUGUAAAAAGAAAAGAAGAAGAAGAAGACCACAUGAUCAAAUGGGCUUAUACAUGGACAAUUCUUAUAGACCCAAGAGAAAUGAUUAUAAUGACAACUACAGUGUCCAAUCUACCGAACAUGUUGUUAAGAUACCCCCUCCAACUAAUAGUGCUGGAGUUAGCUCAGAAUAUAAUUGGCCAUUAGCACCACCACCGCCACCACCACCAAUGAGCAACACAAGCUCCUCAAAUUUCUCAAGCACUCAACAACAACAACAAACUCUUAAUGUGCCACCUCCUUCAACGCCAUCAAAUAUAUCUUCUGGUUUUAUUAACCAAAGAAAUUAUACUUAUGAUGACUUGGCAAAUGCGACGGGAGGAUUUUCCAAGACCAAUCUUCUUGGACAAGGUGGAUUUGGAUAUGUACAUAAAGGAAUUUUACCUAAUGGUAAAGAGAUCGCGGUAAAAAGUUUGAAAUCAAAUAGUGGACAAGGAGAAAGGGAAUUUCAAACUGAAGUUGAAACUAUAAGCCGUGUAAAUCAUCGACAUCUUGUGUCUUUAGUUGGUUAUUGUAUUGCUGGAUCUCAAAGGAUGCUUGUCUAUGAGUUUAUUCCUAACGACACUCUUGAAUAUCACCUUCAUGGAUCUGGAAACCCAGUUAUGAAUUUCCCAACUAGGCUUAAAAUUGCAACAGGAACAGCUAAAGGGUUUGCUUAUAUUCAUGAAGAUUGUCACCCUCGAAUUAUUCACAGAGACAUUAAAGGUGCAAACAUCCUAUUGGACAAUAACUUUGAUGCCAAGGUGGCUGAUUUUGGGUUAGCUAAGCUUGCAGCCGAUAACUUUACUCAUGUGUCUACUCGUAUCAUGGGAACUUUCGGGUAUUUGGCACCAGAGUAUGCUUCGACGGGGAAGUUAACAGAAAAAUCUGAUGUCUAUUCUUAUGGUGUUAUGCUUCUAGAACUUAUAACAGGACAUCGUCCUACUGAUGUCAACAGUGACGGUGAUAACUUAGUUGAUUGGGCUAGGCCAAUUCUAAAUCGUGCAAUAGAAGGUGGAAAUUAUGAUGAAUUAAUAGAUCCACGUUUGGAAGGAAAAUUUGACAGACAACAAAUGUUAUGCAUGGUCAUUUGUGCUGCUGCAUCCAUCAGACAUUCUUCAAAAAGACGACCAAAAAUGAGUCAAAUUGUACGUACUUUAGAAGGUGAUGUUGCUUUAUUGAAUGAUUUAUAUAAAGGAUCAACGCCAGGAAUAUCUGGAUCAGGAGAAAGUUCAGAAUGUAAUGGAGCUGGUUCCUCAUAUGGCAAUAUUAAAAAGUUGAAAAAAUCCGAAAUAUCAAGUGAAGAAUACACAAGUAGUGAACAUGGAUCAACUGGUGAGUUUGUCCAGUCCAAGGCUCAAUCUUAAGCAAUAAAUUGUAGACACAA